AACACACACAAUCGUCUAAGUUAGAACCCACUUCUUUCCCUUUCUGUCCUUUUUUUAUUUAUUUUUUUUUUAUUUUCCAUCGUUCAUAGUCACAAACAGUAACCACAAACUCAACAUAGUACUUACUAGGAUUAAGUAAAACUAGUGACUAUUUUUUCUCAAAACUUGACAGCCGAAGAGAGUUUUGGUUCUUUUUCCUUUCCUUCCCUUCCUGAAGAGACGAUAAUGCUAGAUCCAGCUAGUGAAUUGGUGCCACCACCAUCUUCACCCACCAACUCAUCCAUUUCUUCAUCUGAUCUUGACACCGAGUCUACGGGAUCGUUCUUCCACGACAGAAGCACCACACUGGGCACUCUCAUGGGUGUGAGCUUCCCGGCUAUUACCUUCAGAGCCUCCGAAAUCCACCCACAUUCUGCCGCCGCCGCCUCCGUUGCCGCCGCAGCGGGUGACUCUCGGAGGGGUGUUGAGUCCAAGAAGAAGAGGGCGAUUGCGGCGGCGGAUCGCCGGCGGAGGUGGUGGUGGUUGUGCAGGGAUGGCGACGCAAGGCCGGCUUCGCUCGGUGAGUUUCUCGAGGUGGAACGGCGGUGCGGCGACGGCGCGUUUUACGGCACGGCGGCGGAACUCGAAGGAAUGGUGAUGGAUCCGCAGAGGAGCCAUGGGCGGGCCUUGUUUUCCGAUGGGAGGGUUCUUCCGCCAGCCGUCGUUGACGACGGAGCAUCGACGGCGGGGAGUCUUUGUAGUAGAUUCCCGGUUUUGCUCACCGGGAUCUGUAGCGGCGGCGCUGGUUAAGAUUGAGUUUCAAUUUUGAUUUUUGAUUUUUUUUUCCUUUUUUUUUCUCUAAUAAAUUAAAGGGAAGAAAAAGGAAAAAUGGUCAAUGAUUUUUUAGGAUUGGUGGUUUGUUUGAUUGAUUAGUACAUGAUUACAAUUCUUAUGACUGUGAUUUACAUUCUAAAUACAUAUAUGAUUACUAUUUUUA
This is a messenger RNA of Cajanus cajan (pigeon pea), 976 nucleotides long. RefSeq lists its product as uncharacterized. Lineage: Eukaryota; Viridiplantae; Streptophyta; Magnoliopsida; Fabales; Fabaceae. The record is from RefSeq and is a predicted model, not a curated record.